Messenger RNA from Ipomoea triloba (trilobed morning glory), 3946 nucleotides. RefSeq names its product protein TPLATE. Bases 169 to 3645 code for a protein of 1158 amino acids. The transcript is spliced from 7 exons. Gene Ontology annotation, biological process: endocytosis. NCBI's taxonomy places the organism in Eukaryota, Viridiplantae, Streptophyta, Magnoliopsida, Solanales, Convolvulaceae. The record is from RefSeq and is a predicted model, not a curated record.
AAUGGAUUCAGCAAAAAAUCAACAGUGAAACUAAAACUCGACGAGGAACAAAGACUGCAAAGAAAUGCCCGGUGUAGCAACAGGACUAUAGGAGUUGGAAGUCUGAGAUCCCGCCGGAAAUUCUUCUUCACCGGAGUUUCACUACGAAUUACGCUUUCCAGCGGAUAGAUGGAUAUACUGUUCGCUCAGAUCCAAGCUGACCUCCGGUCCAAUGACGCCCUCCGGCAAUCUGGAGCUCUUCUUCAAGCCCUACAGCAAUCGGCGGCCGGUCGUGAUAUCUCCAUCAUUGCAAAAUCCGCCGUGGAGGAGAUCGUGGCUGCUCCUGCCUCUGCCAUUUCUAAGAAACUCGCUUUCGACCUGAUCAGAUCAACUCGCCUCACCGCCGACUUAUGGGAGAUUGUCUGUACUGGAAUUCGCAACGAUCUCGAGUUCCCUGACCCGGAUGUAACUGCAGCCGCCGUCUCCAUCCUCGCGGCUAUCCCCUCGUUCCGGCUCGGCAAACUCAUAUCUGACUGUAACAAGCAAAUCUCCAGCUGCUUCGACUCCCCCUCCGACAACCUACGAUUUGCCAUCACGGAGACGCUCGGUUGCAUCCUCGCGCGUGACGAUCUCGUGACUCUCUGUGAGAAUAACAUGAACUUGCUCGAUAGGGUUUCCAAUUGGUGGAGUAGGAUUGGGCAGAACAUGCUUGACAAGUCUGAUGCCGUGUCAAAAGUGGCAUUCGAGUCCGUUGGGAGGCUGUUUCAGGAGUUUGAAUCAAAGCGAAUGAGCAGGUUGGCAGGUGAUAAGCUCGUGGACAGUGAAAACUCUGUCGCAAUUCGUUCGAAUUGGGUCUCAUCAAUGGUGGAUUUCACGUGGAGGAAGAGGAAUGCACUAAUGGCUAGGUCGUUAGUCCUACCAGUAGAGAGUUUCCGGGCAACUGUUUAUCCUUUAGCUUAUGCGGUAAAGGCUGUGGCCUCAGGUUCUAUAGAGGUGAUAAAAAAACUUUCAAGAUCUUCAAAGAAUGAGAACGCUACUACACUGGACUCUGGAAAUGCAGAAAAGUUUGUUGGAGUAUCAGAUGUUGCUUCUCAUCUGGCCCCUUUCUUGGCCUCAUCCUUGGAUCCAGCAUUGAUUUUUGAGGUUGGGAUCAACAUGCUAUACUUGGCUGAUGUUCCUGGAGGGAAACCUGAGUGGGCAUCAACAUCCAUCAUUGCAAUUCUCACACUUUGGGACAGACAAGAGUUUUCCUCUGCACGCGAGAGUAUUGUCAGAGCUGUAGUUACCAAUUUGCAUCUCCUUGACCUUAGUAUGCAGGUUUCAUUAUUUAAAAGGUUGCUUCUUAUGGUGAGAAACCUUAGAGCAGAAUCAGAUCGCAUGCAUGCCUUAGCAUGCAUCUGCCGGACUGCUCUUUGCGUUGAUCUUUUUGCGAAAGAAAGUGUUCGGAGAGGUCAAAAACCUCUUCCAGGAACUGAUAUUGCUUCCCUUUUUGAGGAUGGAAGAAUAAAAGAUGAUCUUAACGGUGUAACAAGGACAAGCUUGUUUAGAGAAGAACUAGUUGCAAUGCUGGUGGAAAGCUGCUUUCAGUUGUCACUACCAUUACCAGAGCAAAAAAAUUCUGGUAUGGAGAGCAGAGUAAUAGGAGCUUUAGCCUAUGGAACUGGUUAUGGUGCAUUAAACUGGACAGAACCAGCUCUAGAAGUGGUUGAAGUCUGUAGGCCAUGUGUCAAAUGGGAUUGUGAGGGCCGGACCUAUGCUAUUGAUUGCUAUUUAAAGUUGCUGGUUAGGCUUUGCCAUAUUUAUGAUACAAGAGGUGGUGUCAAAAGAGUCAAAGAUGGGGCUUCUCAAGACCAGAUUCUGAAUGAAACAAGAUUGCAAAAUUUGCAACGUGAACUUGUUAGAGACCUACGUGAGGUGAACACACCUAGAGUAUGUGCCCGUCUGCUUUUUGCUAUUUCGGAACACAUAGAUCUAGAGGGCUUAGACCCACUUCUGGCUGAUGACCCUGAAGAUCCUCUGAACAUAAUAGUAUCUAAUAUACACAAAGUUCUGUUCAACAUAGACUCAUCUGCAAGCACAACAAACCGACUUCAAGAUGUCCAAGCAGUUCUAUUAUGUGCUCAGAGAUUGGGAUCCCGUAACUCCAGGGCUGGACAGUUGCUAACCAAAGAACUUGAAGAGUUUAGGAGCAAUGCUUUAGCUGAUUCCGUAAACAAGCAUCAGUGCCGAUUAAUAUUGCAGAGAAUAAAAUAUGUCUCCAGCCAUCCAGAAAGCAAAUGGGCUGGAGUUAGUGAAGCAAGAGGAGAUUAUCCAUUUAGUCACCACAAAUUGACUGUUCAGUUUCAAGAUGCUUCAGCAGCUCAGGACAGAAAGCUAGAAGGAUUGGUUCACAAGGCUAUUUUGGAACUUUGGAGGCCUGAACCUAAUGAGUUGACUCUGCUGUUAGCAAAAGGAAUUGAUUCUAGUCUACUCAAAGUUCCUCCAAGUACAUAUACUUUGACUGGAAGCAGCGAUCCUUGCUAUGUUGAAGCAUAUCAUUUGACUGACCCAAGUGAUGGAAGGAUCACUCUGCAUCUAAAGGUUCUAAAUUUAACAGAGAUUGAGCUCAAUCGGGUGGACUUGCGAGUUGGGCUGUCUGGUGGAUUAUAUUUCAUGGAUGGAUCUCCUCAAGCAGUGCGACAGUUGCGUGACCUCAAUUCUCAGGAACCAGUGCUGUGUAGUGUAACAGUGGGUGUUUCCCAUUUUGAGAGAUGUGCUCUUUGGGUUCAAGUCCUGUACUACCCCUUCUUUGGUAAUGAUGUCCCUGCAGAAUAUGAAGGGGAAUACUCUGGAGAGGAUCCACAAAUCAUUAGGCAAAAGAGAAGCCUGAAGGAAUUAGGAGAACCUGUGAUUCUGAGAUGCCAACCAUACAAAAUUCCCCUAACUGAGCUUCUAUUGCCGCAUAAAAUUUCACCUGUUGAAUAUUUCCGCUUGUGGCCUAGUUUACCUGCCAUUGUGGAGUAUACUGGUGCUUAUACAUAUGAAGGAAGUGGAUUCAAGGCUACUGCCGCACAGCAAUAUGGAGCAUCUCCCUUUUUAAGCGGCUUAAAAUCUCUGGCUUCCAAACCUUUCCAUCGAGUUUGCUCACACAUCAUACGAACAGUUGCUGGAUUUCAGCUCUGUUUUGCGGCCAAAACUUGGUACGGAGGCUUUGUCGGUAUGAUGAUAUUUGGUGCCAGUGAAGUCAGUAGAAAUGUUGACCUUGGUGACGAAACAACCACCAUGAUGUGCAAAUUUGUGAUUAGAGCAUCAGAUGCAUCUAUCACCAAGGAGAUCGAUGCAGACCCACAGGGCUGGUUAGACGACCUGACUGAUGGGGGUGUCGAGUACAUGCCUGAAGAUGAAGUGAAGGUGGCUGCUGCUGAGAAGCUAAAGAUCUCGAUGGAGCGGAUAGCAUUGCUAAAAGCAGCAAGGCCUCGAAAAUCUGCUCAGGAUGAAGAGGACGAGGAAGACAACGAAGAUGAUGAUAAGAAAAUAGACGAGAACGGGGAGAAAGAUGGUAAACCCAAAGGGCCGACAACUUUGUUUAAACUUACAGCUGAGGAGGUUGAACACCGUGCACUUCAAACGGCAGUAAUUCAGGAAUGGCUCAUACUUUGCAAAGACAGGAGUACCAAGGUUAAUUGAACACGAAUCCUCCCUUCUCUUAUCACGAAAAUUUUUGCAUAAAUUCCAUUAUCAUCAUCUUGUCUUGUAUUCUAAUAACCCAUUUAACUUGUUUUAGAGAUUUUGUCUGAGAGCCUGCAAUAGUUGUUGUGUAGCUGAUCAUCUUUUUGUUUUGAUUUCUUUCAUUGAUUGUGUAGUGUUCCCUAGCCUCCUUACAGAGUUAAACAACAUGUAAAUUUCGUUUCGUUUUACCAUUUCUUUGUUGUUGGUGAUGAAUGAAUGCUAUGUUAGCAUGUGUUAUGAAUGUCUAUCAUUUGUUUCA